Molecule: messenger RNA, 414 nt
Organism: Colletotrichum abscissum
Lineage: Eukaryota; Fungi; Ascomycota; Sordariomycetes; Glomerellales; Glomerellaceae
Exons: 1
Coding region: 1-414 (137 amino acids)
Source: RefSeq, a predicted model, not a curated record
AUGGAGGCCGACAGUCGCAACUCGUGGACGGUGUUGCGUAAGGAACACCAGAUGAAGGAGGACGGGAGGGUCCUCUGGGAAGACACGGUAUUAUGUUGCAGCAAAGCCGGUCAGUUCAUUUUUGUCGAGUGUUGGCAGCGAGUCGUGGAUAAGAGGGGAGUCGAAUUUAGUCGGAGACGUGAUUCCAAGUGGAAUUUUGUUAUUCAGAGAAAAUACGAGGACGGGAUGUCCUUAGCCGAAAAGGAGUUUGUCAUUUUCGGACAUGUCGGCCGCAUCUGGUACGGCGAGCCAGGAUCGUGGGUGUAUGAUGCCCUGGCAGAUAACGACUUUAUUAUUCGUCCGAGGGACGACGAGCACACGAUUUGGAUUACGGGGAAGCCUGACGCCGGGUCCAAGAGAUUGAUCUAUGUGUAG